AUGUUGGGAUCAGCAACAUGCAGCAGUGCUGUUUCUUUCCCCAGUACGGCCCUGAAUCCAGCCACCACAGCUCCUCUCAACUUGAGUUCUGUUUUGGCCAUUGAUCACAUCAAGGAACAAGCUUUCAAGUCCUUCAGGCUUAAGGCCGAGAAAUGGAAUCGAUUCAUUUUGACAGAAGAGAACCAAAAGCUUUUAUUGGAUUUCUUGGAUAAAGGCCAAACUCAGUGGCUUGCCUUUUGCACGGGCCCAGGAGGGAACCUGUGCGUGAGCACCGGCCAGGUUCUGUUGGUCAUUCUUUCCAACCCAAAUAGUUAUAGAGGCUGGCCCAGAUUUGUGCUAGAGGAUAUAAGGAAGCACGUGGAGAUGCUAAGAAGUACAGCGUAUGUUCUGCAGGGACAUGUAGCAAGAAGAACUUACCUUCCGUUGCCUACACUGAUGGAGCACCUUGAUGAUGAAGAGGCAAUGACAUGUUAUAUGGAAGCCACUUCUCUGUAUGUAAUUGAAACUAUGAUAAUCCAGUGGACUCAUCUUAUAUCUGAGGUGUUAAGACUGGAUUCUGCUCAGCUGAUAUUGCAUGGUGGAAACCCUGGACCUUCUGUAGAAAUUCAGUUUUGGCAGAGGCAAAUGGAAAACCUGCAAGGAAUUUAUGAGCAGCUGCAAAGCCCAAAGGUUCACAAAAUAUUGGAGAUCCUACAUAGGACAAGAAGUAGCUAUUACCCCGCUUUCAAUCUGCUCAUCAUAAAAGUUGAAGCAGCGGUUUCUGAAGCUCAAGAUAUUUGCUUGUAUCUAAGCCCUUUGAAACACUACAUUGCCUACUUGGAAGAAUCCAGCUUCUCUAAUACUAAACGUCUCAUUGCACCCCUUUUCCAUACCAUCUGUCUGAUCUGGACCCAUUCCAAACAUUACUGCUUCCCCAACAGAAUUGUUGUCCUGCUACAGGAGUUUUGCAAUCUUCUAAUUGACAGGGCCUUCUCAUUUCUAAUCCCUGCGGAGAUCUUCACGAUGGACCUAGGAGAGGGAAUAGAAAAAAUUAAACAGACAAUACAGACAUUCAGAAUGUUCAAGAAUACAUUCUCUACUUAUCAAGAAAAGCUUGCUUGUGAUCAUAAAAAUCAGGGCAGUGUGAAACCCUGGGACUUCCCUUCUGAUUUGGUGUUUACUAGAUUUGAUAAGAUCCUUCAGAGGUUGCUGCAUGUUCAGGAGAUAUUUACAUCAGCUAUUGACUUCCUCAAGUUGGAAAAAAUUGAAAUUGGAGGCUUGAGAGGGAAAAUUCUCAGCGAAGAGAUUCACUGUAUGAAUGAAGAGUUUCAUGAAAGCUGGAAGGUACUCCAAGAAAGUAAAUAUGACCCACUGGACUACGAGAACCAGGAAUUUCUGUCUGACUACACCAGAUAUAUUGAGCAGAUUAAUGUGUUUGAUAAUCGAUUGGGAACAAUACUAAAUCUUGUCUUCCAGGAGCCAAAGAGAUUGGAAUCAGCUUUUAAGAUCAAGAAGAAUUAUGCAUUUAUCUAGAUAUAAGGCAAGGUACUAGAAAGAUGGCAAGAACAACAAAGAAGCCAUCGUAGCUGAGCGUCUCACUGGACACUAGAUUUUGCAGAUAUUUGGAAAACUUCUGGAGAGGGC
Molecule: messenger RNA, 1623 nt
Organism: Sceloporus undulatus (fence lizard)
Lineage: Eukaryota; Metazoa; Chordata; Lepidosauria; Squamata; Phrynosomatidae
Product: dynein beta chain, ciliary-like
Exons: 10
Coding region: 1-1512 (503 amino acids)
Source: RefSeq, a predicted model, not a curated record